CACAGACCACUAGCCUCUGCUACACGAAGUGUUUUUUUCCCGCUUGGAAGUGUGAAAAUCAAGGGACAAUCGUUUGUUGGAGCGCACAAAAGAGCGAUACGCAUCCUCUCGUCAUCAACUCACGCCAAAGACCGGUCCGGUGUGUGGCUGUCUCUGAGAACACUGCUACUGGCGUGGAUUAUCCCGCCGCGAACAACGAACAGAGAUGGGCUCACUGCUAGAUGAGCAGCUCGCGUUGGAGGAAACGUUGAAAACGUUUGAACAGUUACAUGCCGGAGGUUUAUCUUCCUGCGCCAGCACAGCUAGACAGACAGCCGAGAAAAAUCCGUUUCACACAGAGCUGGACUGUGCGAGCCAAAGCCGCCAGCAAGAUCACCAGCUAAUGAGGAAGAUUUUUGGAAAUCGCUGUGAAUGUGGGGCCGAACGGUCUGUAUCCAUACCCGGGGGGACCAGCAUCACAGGGGGAAUAGUAUCGCCAUCGGCAGUCUCUACCAGUGCUAUGAGCGCUAGUAAAGCCACGGUGACCCACAGACACAGCAGUGCGUUACAUCUUGAGCAUGGCAUCCGCAAUCAGCGAACCUUCAAGCACAAACAUCGCACCGAAAGAAAGGCUAUCGUGCGUGACGCCGUUCUGCGCAACAUUGGCCAUUGCGUGCACAAGUGCUUGCGAAGACAGAGCGAUGGCAAAACGGCACAACUAGGACAGCGCUACAGUGGAGUUGGAGAAGGCACGACGGCCACCGGUGGACCACUGAAAGCGUCGCGGUCCGAGACGAACCUCGCCGCCGCCUGCUUCGCCGCUGAGGCUAGCGAUGAUCUGCUCGAUUUCAGGUUACUGAUUGCGCAGUGCAGUGACCUUUCGCUUGACUCAGUGUCGCAGGUCUCCGAGAUGCCGAAUUACACCCACACCAGCUUCCGGGCGCUUCGGCCCAUGGAUCUGACUUGGCAACAGUUGAGCCGAACCUCAGCCCAUGCAAGGCGCAAUCGAAAGCGGCAGCUCAAGAAGUGCAACAGUACCUCGUCGCUGGACAGUGAUGGUGCGGAAGUGAGCUUCAAGAGCGGCUCCGAUGGAGCUGAAUUACUCAGUACAACGGACAGUGAUGGUCUGUCAGUGGUGCCAUUAGGAAUGACUCCCGCACAGUACCCUAGCGGGUCCAGUAAUAGUACCGCCAAUACCGUCGUUUCCUCUGCCUCGUCGACUGCCUCAGCUUCCUGUUCGCAGCAGGCGCGCCUCAACAUCAUGCCGUGUGACGUGACCAUCGACGAGAUGGCGAGUUAUUUUGAAACCCUGGUUUACAUACCGAAAAAGAUGUCCUCCAUGGCCGAGAUGAUGUACAUUUAAGUAGAUCGGGUGUAGGAAUCAACUGACGCCCGGUAGCCAUUGUUGAGUCGAACAUUUGUUUUCGUUGCGGACCUUCUUAAAAUUCCCUAGUGAAUCUUUUUCGGCAUCCAAUGCUUCGGGCUUUCGGGCUAGCAAACUGGGGUUGUGAGUAACUCAAUGGCGAUUUCGAGUGUUCGGCAUCAAACUGAUCUUUAAGCCGCCGUCUCACUAGUGUAUGUGUGUGCAUGUGUGUCCGUGAUGCGUAGUAAUGCGUUCGGCACUACUAGGCCCCAAUCGUACCGUGUAAUUUUCAGUAGGAACAAAUCGUUAGCUAAACACGUAAAUUGUACGCGCAAGAACGGCCUGUCCGAAUGUAACCGAAAUAUGUUGUAACAUUAUUCUAUUGGAUCAGAUAAAAAUGCUGUGUGGUGUGAGCAAAAGAUGUAGUCUCUCAGAAGUGGCCGUCGGACCGACGUGUUCUCAAUGCUUUCUCUUCUUCGAGUGGCUUUCAGCACCGAGUGAGGUGAAUGAAGGUUGGAAAAGGUAUUGAAACCACACUAUAUCAGAGGAUCGGUGAGGGGAAUUUAUUUCUUACAUCGUUUAUUAUAUCAUGCAACGUAACGUUUAUGCUUGAUACUACUCUCAACUCGAAACAAUGGCACGGUUCGGACCGAAAGUGAUCUAUAAUCCGGAAAGUGGUAGAUGAAAUGUAUUCACGUUCU
Anopheles bellator is the source of this 2043-nucleotide messenger RNA. RefSeq names its product oxidative stress-responsive serine-rich protein 1. The transcript has 3 exons. The record is from RefSeq and is a predicted model, not a curated record. NCBI's taxonomy places the organism in Eukaryota, Metazoa, Arthropoda, Insecta, Diptera, Culicidae. Gene Ontology annotation, biological process: cellular response to hydrogen peroxide. Bases 206 to 1342 code for a protein of 378 amino acids.